GAUUAUUUCCUAAAAGAAAAAGCAUAUAGAUUACUUCGAAAUCCUUUUAUUUAUUUUCCCAAAAGGAAAAGGAAAAGGAAAAGAGGGCGUCUUGGGUUAAAUGUGAGAAAACGACGUCGUUACAGAAAGAAAUAAAUACAAUUCAAUUACGGAAAGCGUAAAGGUGAAGGACAAGAUGAAAUACCCAAGACGCCCUUCCAUUCUCUCGCUAUCUGUGGGUAAAUAGGUAAAAUCAAGCGUUUUGACCUGUUCUAUCGCUCUAGGAUCUCACCAUUAUCCUCUACAACACGUGUUUCGUCUCUGGCCGUCGGAUCAAACUCUCCUCUUCCUCCCUCUACCCUUAUACCUCAUCUCUAAGGCCUCGUUUCAAUUUCUCUACUCUUUCAGCCGCCGUCCCUCUGCCGAAAAGGGGUUUUUCCGGAGCCGAUUCUGAUUGAUUUCCCCUUUGCUGUUUCCAGUUUCCGUUUUCCCUGCUUUAGUGUGGUAUCGCAAGGGUUUUCUUUCCUGUCGGCGAUUCAGAUCUCUAUAAUAUAAAAAUUCCUAAUUGGCGGUGAUUCGAUGGAGAAUGAGCUGGUGGAAUUGUUUCAAGCGGCGAAGAAGGCUGCAGACGCCGCUGCAGCACCAUCAAAUGAUGGGGGAGCCGAAGAAAGUCGUUGCCUAGAUGCCCUAAGGCAGCUCAAGAAAUUUCCUGUUACUUAUCAAAUCCUUGUUUCCACUCAGGUUGGGAAGCGACUUCGGCACCUCACUAAACACCCCAAGAAGAAAAUACAGGAAUAUGCUUCUGACCUGGUUGAGAUGUGGAAGGAAAUAGUCAUCAAGGAGACUAACAAGAAUAAGAAAAAUGGAAAUGGCAACUGUAAAGAUUCACCUAAAAUUGGUUCUCCAAGCGCAGAGUCUGUUAAGGUGGAGAAAUUUCAGAAAUCAUCUUCCAUGAAGGUUGAGAGAGUCUCCAAGGUUGAGCAAUUUGAUAAGAAUGGUGCCACAGGCUCUGUAAAAUAUUCCAGAUUGGAAAGCGCAGUCUCAGAAAGAAACUCUGUCAAGGUUGAGAAAACUGAUUCAGCGGUCAAGGUUGAAGGGACAGUUAAAGAAGAGAGGAGAAUAUCAAUAGACAAGAAACCAUCAGGUGGAACUGCUGCACCUCCAAAACUUACUUCCAUGAUUAAAUCAAAAGAUGCUGCUCGAGACAAAAUAAGAGAACUUCUCUUUGAGGCUUUUUCCAAAGUUCCUGGUGAGGCUGAUGAAGAUGUUAUGGAUGAAGUAAAUGCAAGUGAUCCCAUCCGUGUUGCUGUUUCUGUAGAAUCUGUGAUGUUCGAAAACUGGGGAGGUUCUACUGGUGCACAGAAGGCUAAGUACAGAUCUAUAAUGUUUAACCUCAAGGAUCCAAAGAACCCAGACUUUCGAAGAAAAGUUCUUCUUGGACUUAUAAAACCAGAAAGGAUGAUCAAUAUGAGCACAGCCGAUAUGGCAAGCGAUCAGAGAAAACGUGAAAAUGAAGAGAUUGCGCAAAAAGCUUUAUUCGAUUGCGAACGUGGAGGAGCACCAAAAGCUACUACCGAUCAAUUCAAGUGUGGUCGAUGUGGUCAGCGUAAAACAACCUACUAUCAAUUACAGACGAGGAGUGCAGAUGAACCUAUGACCACCUUUGUAACUUGUGUAAACUGCAAUAACCAUUGGAAGUUCUGUUGAGUCUCUUUUGAGAUGCUGAAAAUGUUACUUGUUUGGAACAAUCUACUGAGCAGUUAGUGUCAUUUUGCCCUGACACUGGUUGCUGCAGGUCUGUAAUCGCGUUCCACAUUGUUACAUUUAGAACGUAGAGGAGGUUCUCAACUAUAGGAUUUCUAAAUGCCCAUUUAUUGAGAAAUUCAGUGUAUAAACUUGCUUUAUUUGUUAUUUCGUUUGGUAUUUUUCUGAGUUUCAUACUUA
Molecule: messenger RNA, 1923 nt
Organism: Benincasa hispida (wax gourd)
Lineage: Eukaryota; Viridiplantae; Streptophyta; Magnoliopsida; Cucurbitales; Cucurbitaceae
Gene: TFIIS
Product: transcript elongation factor IIS
Biological process (GO): DNA-templated transcription; transcription elongation by RNA polymerase II
Cellular component (GO): nucleus
Molecular function (GO): zinc ion binding; nucleic acid binding
Source: RefSeq, a predicted model, not a curated record